GGUUCUCUCCGGGGGGGAUCGUGUGACGUCACCUGUCAACGGCAUCAAUGAGCCGAACAGCUCCACUCACAGGGCACCAGUGCAAGACGGGAAUAACAAGUCCAGUCCAACGUCCUCUGGUGCGUUGGCGCAUUAGCAAUCCGUCUCCAAUUCGUUGGUGCUUGGUCCGGUCCUCGGCGCGAGAUUGACGGUAAGACGGAAACAAAUGCCGUCUGCCUCGCCCUCUCCAGUCCCCGAGUUGAGGCGAGAAGAUACAAACAUGGUGCACCGCCCCUGGUGCGCAAAGAUUUCUUUCCUCUUCACAGUUUGUUGCCACUGUAUUUUAUACAUUGAUUCAUAAUAAAAAGUAAUUGGACUUGCACGGCCCCGAGAUUGCAACGUAAAGACCACAGACUCCCAUGGCAGCAGCGCGAAGGAACAGACACCCUUCCGCGCCAACUUCACGUCACCAUGCCCGCCGCGGACGACAAGGACCACCAAGAGGGUCACGAUGACUCCUCUUCGCUGCGGCGACCGACGUCCCGCGGGCGGCAGAUCGGCAGCGGGCACCACGAAGACGACAUUGAGCGCCUCGAAGACCUGGCAAGCACCACGACGACGAGCGACGACCAACUCGACGAUGCCGGGUCGAUCCUCACCACCGAGGAGAAGCGGCAGGAGUUUGACGGCCACCGCCCGACGCAGCACGAGAUGCGCGCCGGGUCGCUGUCGCGCUCGCGGAGCAGACAUAGCCGCGGGCGGUCACACUCGGCGGCAACCACCUCGGGCAACAACAACGCCACGGGAGCGGCGGCGCCGGCGCUCAGCAACGGCAGCGCGAUGAUGGGCGGUGGUGGUCCGCCGCUCGCUCGCACAGUCACCCGCCGUGACACGGUCCUCUCGCGCAUCCGCUCGCGCAACGCCGUGCCGCAGUUCACGCACCCCCUCGCGCACGUCGCCACCUCCGAGGCCGAGAUCGUCGACUUCGACGGCAAGGACGACCCGUACCACCCGCUCAACUGGCCGACGCGCAAGAAGGUGACGACGACGCUGCUGUACGGGCUCGUCACCAUGACGGCGACGUGGGCGUCGUCGUCGUACUCGGCCGGCACGCCGCAGAUUGCGCGCGAGUUCGGCGUCGGCACGCAGGUCGCGACGCUCGGCACGACGCUCUUCCUCUUCGGCUUCGGCGUGGGACCCUUGCUGUGGGCGCCCCUGAGCGAGGUGUUUGGUCGUCGCAUGGCCGUCAUGACGCCCAUGUUUGUGGCCUUGUGCUUUAGCUUUGCGAGCGCCACGGCAAAGGACUUGCAGACGCUGAUGCUGACGAGGUUCUUUGGUGCCUUCUUUGCGAGUGCGCCGGUGACCAACACGGGUGGCGUGCUGGGUGACUUGUUCUCCCCGGCGUGGAGGGGCAUCGCCAUGGCGGGCUAUGCGAUGGCUGUCGUCGGCGGACCGGCGCUUGGCCCCAUCGUGUCCGCGGCCGUCGCCCAAGAGCCCUCCCUCGGCUGGCGCUGGACCGAGUACCUCACCGGCAUCCUGCAGGCCGCCGUCCUCGUCGUGGCCGUCAUCUUCAUCGACGAGAGCUACCCGCCGAAGCUGCUCGUCUACAAGGCGCGGCGCCUGCGGCACGAGAGCGGCAACUGGGCGCUGCACGCGCGCUUCGAGGAGUGGGACGUCAGCGUCGGCGAGCUGGCGCGCAAGUUCCUCGUCCGCCCGGUGCAGCUGCUCCUCACGCCCAUCUGCUUCCUCGUCGCCCUCUACGCCAGCUUCUGCUACGGCAUCCUGUACAUGCAGCUGGGCGCCAUCCCCAUCAUCUUCGGCGAGCAGCGCGGCUGGGGCCAGCUCGUGUCCACGCUGCCUUUCCUGUGCAUUAUGAUAGGCGCCUCCAUCGGCUGCAGCCUCAACGUCUACAACCAGACGCUCUACAACAAGUCGUACCACGCCGCCGGGGACCGCGCCGUGCCCGAGAAGCGCCUUCCCCCAAUGAUGCUCGGCUCCGUGCUCUUCAGCGCGAGCCAGUUCCUCGUCGGCUGGACGGCCGACCCUUCUAUCCACUGGAUCGUCCCCUGCAUCGGGCUCGUCAUGCUCGGCGCCGGCUUCUUCACCAUAUUCCAAGCCGCUCUCAACUACCUCGUCGACACCUUCCAGGCCUACGCCGCCUCGGCUGUCGCGGCCAACACGUUUCUCAGGUCCUGCUUUGCGGGCGCCUUCCCCCUCGUUGUCGGCCCUCUGUUCCACAACAUCGGCGUCGGACCAGGUUCGAGCAUCACGGGGGGCUUCGCAGCCCUGCUUAUACCCGUGCCUUUUGUGUUUUAUGUAUACGGAAAGAGGAUUCGUGCGAGUAGCAAGUGGUCCAAGGCAAGCGUGUUUGAUUAGCGUUAAGUGCAUAGUGGCAUUUGUAUCAGCGAGUGGCAUGUCCCUGGGUUGGGCACUGUUAUUAUUGACAAUAUACGUUUAAUACACUUCUGAGUAUACGUUUGGCG
Molecule: messenger RNA, 2462 nt
Organism: Purpureocillium takamizusanense
Lineage: Eukaryota; Fungi; Ascomycota; Sordariomycetes; Hypocreales; Ophiocordycipitaceae
Exons: 2
Coding region: 451-2355 (634 amino acids)
Biological process (GO): transmembrane transport
Molecular function (GO): transmembrane transporter activity
Source: RefSeq, a predicted model, not a curated record